This is a messenger RNA of Neodiprion fabricii, 4521 nucleotides long. RefSeq names its product PAX-interacting protein 1 (gene Ptip). Bases 157 to 4464 code for a protein of 1435 amino acids. The transcript is spliced from 9 exons. The record is from RefSeq and is a predicted model, not a curated record. Lineage: Eukaryota; Metazoa; Arthropoda; Insecta; Hymenoptera; Diprionidae. Gene Ontology annotation, cellular component: MLL3/4 complex.
GUAAGGUACAUAACCUCACAAUCAUAAUAAUAACAAAAGCGACGCGACGUAUUUUUAUAAUGAAAACCCGCGUUUUCUCACAUUUUGUGGUCAGAUUUAUCAGUACAAUAUGUGAUGUGUAAGUGGUAGCUAAAAAAAUUUCGAUAAUUCAAAAUAAUGGGUGACAUUAGAGCUGGCCUAGACGAGCUAAAACUUGAUCCAGUCUUGUUUGCCAACGUCAAAUACUACGUUAGCGGUGAAGCAGACCCCAAGAUAUUAAGUUUAUUGCAAGAAGGGGGAGCGGAACGAUCUAAUUAUUUCAGUGAUUUUGUAACUCAUCUUAUCGCGGGCCAUGAGGCAUUGGAAAGUGAUAUCUCUGAAGCUAAGGAUCUUUAUGAGAUACCAGCUGUUACGCAGGACUGGAUUCUGUACUCUGUCAAGUGCAAAAAACUACUCCUACCGCAAUAUUUUUCUCCGGAAGAGAACCAACUAUUCUCCAAUGUAAGAGCAUGUGUUUCCCAAGUAAGCCGUGCAGACAGCAGGUCCAUCUGGGCUAUGAUAACGCUUCAAGGUGGCAAAUGUCAGCUACGAUUAGAUCGCCACUGUACGCAUUUAGUGAUUGGUAAAGCUGAUGGCGCUAAGUACGAAGCAGCUACAAGACACCGCAUUAAAAUUGUCACGCCAGAUUGGGUAACGGACUGUUGUCGAAAUAGAAGUCGCAUUGGUGAAAUUGAAUAUCAUCCUAGACUAUUAGUAUAUCCAUCACCAAAUAGUUCGACUGCUCUUAUUACUGGCUUUAUGGAUGAAGAUUGUGAGCUGAAUGCGGUUCAACAGGAACAGGACAGAACAAAGGCAAUGUUGGAAAAACUGAAACAACGGAUGCCUUGGAAUCAGCCUAAUACGUCAAUUACCUCAACAGCUGCACAAAAUUAUAAUGCUGUACGAACUUCUGUGCAACAGGUUGGUAUACAAGGGCCCAACACCAUUAGUGCAGCUAACAUGCAGCAGCAGUUCUCACGGACAACAACUCAGAGUAGUUUACCACACGUUACGAAUGUCUCGUCAGGUAAUGUGCCAAAUACUUCCACUUCGGCAUCUUGGCACCCGCAAACAUCGCAAAUGAAUAAUGUUCAAAUGAAAAAUGUCCUGCAACAACAACAACAACAACACCAGCAGCAGCAACAACACGAAGCGCCACAUCCACAAAUUAAUAUUCAGCAACAUCAAUUGAUACAUCAACAGCAGCAGCAACAGUUAUCUCAACAGCAGUUGCUGAGUCAACAACACCUCAAUCUGCAACAGCAACAGUUAAAUCAACAACAACAUUUAGCAGCGCAGCAGCAACAGAUCAACCAACAACACCAACAACAACUGGAACAGCAGCAACUGACUACCCAAAAACAACAACAAAUGGUUCAACAUCAGCUACCAUCUCAGGCACAGCAAUUAUUAACAUCACAACACAAACAACAAAUAAAUCAACACCAGUUAAUUUCACAACAGCAACAGCAGCAGCAACAACAACAACAACAACAACAACAACAACAACAACAACAGCAGCAGCAGCAGCAGCAGCAGCAACAGCAACAACAACAACAACAACAACAACAACAACAACAACAACAACAACAACAACAACAACAACAACAACAACAACUUGGCCAGCCUAGACAGUUGACUUCACAACACCAAUUGGGUUCGCAGCAACAACAUAUAAACACACAACAGCAACAACAGUUACAAUUAUCUUCUCAACAACAACAGCUGGCUCUUCAACAGCAACAACAACAAUUGGCGCCACCACAACAAUUAGGGCAGCCACCACCAUCAACUCCGCAGCAACAACCGCUCACUAACGAGCAGCGUCAACAGUUGCUCUUGCUGCAGCAACAACAACAGCAACAACAGAAAAUACAACAAAUUUCUCAACAGCUUCAACAGUCAGCCCCUCAAAGUACGCAACAAUUUGUGAUUAGAGACGGACAGUUACAACAGCAAAGUGCAUCUCAACAACAAUUGAUAUCACAAAAUCAACAGGGUCUUAUCGUUCAGCGAGAUCCUCAAUGGCAACAACAACAGUAUCAUUUACAAUUGCAAAGGCAACAGCAACAGCAACAAAUUGGCCAACAGCAAAGGCCUGGAGGUCAGUGGACCCAGCAGCCGCAACAUCCCCCAAGACAACUAAUACAACUUGAUGCGCAAACUCAUCAACAUUUGCAACAAAUGGACCCGACGCAGAGAGCACAAUUUAUUCAGAAAAUACAGAAACAGCGGAAUUUGAUAUUGCAGAGACAAAUGCAAAAUAGACAAGCGCAGCAAGGGCCUCACAUAGCAGUUAUCAGGAGUCCUGGAAAACCAGGUCAGCCAGGAGGAUUGCAAUGGGUUCAGCAACAACAUAGAGCUCAGUUGAUGGGACCUCAAGUAGGACCAGCUCCAGGACAAAAACCAAUGAUACCAGGUGCUCAGCCUCCGGCACUCACACCAAUAAACUCAUCAAAUCCAGUUAUAGUACAAGCAGCCCAAUCUGUCCCAGGUGGCCAAACUACACAACCUGGUCAGGUGUUUCAGCAGGGCCAACCUCUGACACAGCAACAGCUGACUCAAUUGCACGUGCAGAAACAACAACAAAUAGCAAGAUUACAACAAUUGCAACACUUACAGCAGCAGCAGCAGCAGCAGCAGCAGCAGCAGCAACAGCAACAGCAGCAAGGGCCACAACAAGAACCUCCGUUAACGCCGUUGUCAGGAAAUUCGCAAAUACCACCUGAUCAACAGUUGGUUGUCAAUGCUAAAACAAAAACGGCACUUGCCAACAUGCUUACAAGUAGACUUCAAGGCGGUGCUACUGAAGGUAGUGCUGCUGGUCAACUUCGGUUGAUGACUGCUCAGCAUAGACCACCUCCGCCACCUUCGCAGGACCCUCAGUUGCUAGCCGCUUAUCAAAGAAGAACACUCGGAAACAUUACAAACGGUGCGCCGCCAGGUGCACCUGUAAAAAUGCCAUAUGCAGUUGCUAUUCCGCCACCACGAGCGCAGUUUUACGGACACAAUCCAAACUUGAAAUUACCACCAGACUUGUUUCUUCUUGGUUGCAUUUUUGUAAUCGUUGAAUACGAUACUCAACAGCCAGAUGAGGUUCUAAAUUGGAAGCAAGUAAUUGAGCGACACGGGGGGGAAGUCGAAACGCAGUAUUGCCCUCGUGUAACUCAUAUCUUAGCCAUGACACAAAAACACCCGAUAGUGAACCAAGCUCUGCGAGAAGUUAAGCGCUGUGUCAGUGCACAUUGGCUGUCCGAUGUUAUUGGAAAACAGCAAGUUUUACCACCUUGGCAUGCACUGCAUUUUCCCACCCCAUUCGGCUUGCAAGAGUUGCCUUGCACCAAACACAUUGUGUCUUACUCUGGAUUUGAGGGAGAAGAAAGAGCUAAGGUUAAAUUUAUGCUAGAAGCAUUAGGAGCAAAACAUACUAGUUACUUCUCUAAACACAAUACGCUGCUCAUCUGUAGAAGACCCGAUGGACCAAAAUACAAAAAAGCCAGAGAAUGGCAGACUGGAGUAGUUAAUGCACAGUGGAUGACUGAUUUGUUGUGUGGUCAAACCAGCGCGCUUCAUCAACCUGAAGCCACAAAAUACCAGCAAUUCAUCCUGGGCAAUCCAUUCCGACUGGAUUAUUCCUUAGUGCCUCAUCUAAUGGGUGCUUGGAAAAUGCCAAUCAACAUAACACAAGAAUCUUAUGACAAAGUCAAACAAGUUGGUCAAGGUCCUAAUGCAAUGAGGAAAAACAAAAAGCCCCGAUUAGAUGGGCCGUUACUAAAUAAAGACCCACAUCUUUUGGGCCUUGACGAACAAAUAGUUAUUAGCAAUCCAGACCCACCACCACCUGAUAAACAGCCUAGAAUACUAUUUUCUGGGAUAAACCCUAGGAAAUAUGCAAAGAGAAUCCGAGAACUAGGUGGGGCCCUGGCUGUCAAUUGGCGUGAUGCGACACACCUUGUUAUGUCUGCACCAUUUCGUACUGUAAAACUAUUAUGUUGUAUAUCUCAUUGUCAGCAUAUAGUUACGAUACAGUGGCUCGUUGAUUGCUUUACGAAGAACACGUUCGUAGAUGAGAAUCCUUAUGUACUCGGCAGCCUUGAAUUUGAGAAAAAUUUCAGCUGCAACAUUGAGAAAGCCCUUGCCAGCCCCAACAGAGGAACUGUACUUAAGGGUAGGAUAUUUUAUGUAACACCUAGUGUUAUACCGUCUCCAUCGGCAUUCGCUGAAAUAAUUGAAAGUGCCGGUGGCACAAUAGAAAAAACGAGACGAUCUCUGAGCCAAAUACAAGAGUUGAAUGCGACCAGACUGACUUACAUUAUUGUGACUCAUGAAAACGACCUCCAUCUGCUUGCUGAUGUUUUACAUGCUAAUAUCAGUGUGUUCAGUGCUGGAAUUGUUUUUGAAGCCGUGGCGCGGCAGUGUUUUCAGCCAGAUGUAAGCCAAAUAUGAUGGGACCAGCCAAAACAACUGUAUUGACUCCCUCACUGCCAAAUUAUGAAGUCAGUG